This is a messenger RNA of Pieris rapae (cabbage white), 2077 nucleotides long. Its product is annotated as abnormal cell migration protein 10-like. The transcript has 11 exons. Gene Ontology annotation, biological process: signal transduction. Lineage: Eukaryota; Metazoa; Arthropoda; Insecta; Lepidoptera; Pieridae. The record is from RefSeq and is a predicted model, not a curated record. The coding region runs from base 234 to 2036 and encodes 600 amino acids.
AUAUUAAAAUUUCUAAUUAUUUUAUAGAUUUCUCAACGACUUCAAAAGACCGAGUGGACGGAGAAGUUCCCCAGCGUCAGGACAUCAAGGAGACAGAUGGAGCUUCGCACCUUUAGUGAUACGGUUUCAAUGCUCUCGAGCGUCGGCUUCUAGCAGUGCCAAUACCAAAAGCCUAUGAAACAUAUCCCAAUCAAAAGGGUUCCCUUUAUCAACAGAAGGCCGAUAAAAUAAAAAUGGCUUUGGAACGAAUGAGAGAGGAGAACGUAAAUAAACUUUUUAUCAAGGCCUUUUCUAAUGACGGGUCGUGGAAGACCGUUUUAGUGGACGAAAAAAUGACGUGUGGCUACGUCACUAGGUUGCUCGCUGACAAAAAUCACGUGACCAUGGAGCCUAAGUACGCGAUCGUUGAGCAGCUCCCAGAUUUGCACAUGGAACGUGUGUACGAAGACCACGAAAUGCUGGUGGACAACCUAAUGCUAUGGACCAGAGAGUGGAAGAACAAAAUACUGUUUGCAGAGCGACCAGAGAAAAAUUUGCUUUUUCAAACACCAGAAAAGUUUCUACUUAGCGAAGAUGACCGAGGUUGGUCCAGCGACCACGACGAUAAUUUACGACAAGUCAUCAUCGACGAAUUCUUUGGCCAAAGCAGCACAACUCCAUCAAUUUCGGGACAUACUGUACCACCCAUGGAAGGCUUUCUCUAUCUGAAAAGUGACGCUAAAAAGGGAUGGAAGAAGUACUACUUCGUACUUAGACCUUCUGGCCUAUACUAUGUGCCGAAAGACAAGGUGAAAACGUUGAAGGAGCUGGUGUGUCUGACGACAUUCGACAAUAACGAAGUAUACGUUGGUGUUAAUUGGAAGAAGAAGUAUAAAUCGCCAACUGAUUUUUGCUUCGCCAUCAAGCAUCCGAGACUGCAGCAACCGAAGAGUGUGAAAUUCAUUAAGUUCCUCUGCGCUGAUGACCAGCAGACAUUGGAUAGGUGGAUUACAGCCAUGAGAAUAGCUAAACAUGGAAGGCAGCUGCUAGAAAACUAUAGAUCGCUGGUAGAAGAGCUCACUCAAGAAGAUUUAGAUCACUUGGCUCAUGCGCGUUCUUGCUCUAUCUCCUCAAUACCCACUAAAACCAACAACCCGCCGAUGGUAACCAAUUCAGUGCAGCCAACAUCCAGCAAUGCGAGUGUUGCCAAUUCCGAUAUUAGUAGUGGAAGACAUUCCCGCGCUUCGUCAUCUAGUUCCAGCGGUUGUCUAUCAGAUGGAGGCACUGCGUCUGAGAGUGCUUUUGAUUGCGAGUUUCCUAUGGGGACAAUCAAACGCAAGCCAUCGAUGAAAUCAAACAUUCCCUUGACCUGGAUGACACGGCAACUUAAAGAAAUGGCUGAAAAAGACGAAAGUGAGGGAGGUGACACCAGUACCCUGACCCGAAGACCUCGCCAGAGGGAUGAUACCCUCAAACGGCACGCAGAUACAUCCGAAAGCGCAGUCUACAGUAGCAGUAGUAUGACGUCUUCGAGCUACGUCCAUGACACAGGAAUGUUCAGCUCUACACUCAGCCUUGAUUCACUACCACCGCCACCACCACCCCUACCUGCAGAUUCAGUCAUGGCAUUCCCGAGGCCGCCGUCAUUGGCCAGAGUGAAUCCAGUAUUAUCAUCCCUAGAUUCCGACAAGAUUCUAAGAGAAAAGGCAUUCGGUGCUUGUUUAGUCGAACUGCAGAAGAAGUUAGAACUAUGUUAUGAGCGAUCUAGCUCCAUGAAAAAAGACAACUUUGCUGAUGAUCUUCCAACCGACAAAGAGAAUAAAAAGAUAACAUUCAAUUUAACAGAGGCACCGCCGUCUCCCAGAAAACCUUUACCCCCUCGUCGGAAUGAAAGCACCAGAUUAUCGUCUACGAAGAAAUUAGCAGAUUCGAACAGUAACCCACCCACAGAAUUUUUUACAGAUGCACAAAUGAAGAGAAAGAAAUGGCAAGUUGCGCAGCAGUGCAAAAUAGAGCUGCUAUCAGACGAUUAUAUGGAGGCGAGCGAACGGAUUUAAGUGCAAGAGCACUACGGGGCUGGAUCUGUGGAAGAUCCGUU